Molecule: messenger RNA, 2001 nt
Organism: Capsaspora owczarzaki ATCC 30864
Lineage: Eukaryota; Filasterea; Ministeriida; Capsasporidae
Exons: 12
Coding region: 42-1949 (635 amino acids)
Biological process (GO): proteasome assembly
Cellular component (GO): cytosol
Source: RefSeq, a predicted model, not a curated record
CAGCUUUUCAGACUUUUUUUUUUUCCAUUUGUGUUUCAAGCAUGAGUUUCGCGAAUUCUGAAUCGACUGCGACGACGUUGGCGGCAGUUCGCGCUGUGCUUGUCAAUCCCGCGAUCGCCGUGGCUGGCUCGGAGGACAUUCUGCGCGACGACGACUCAUCCGCAGCAACAACGGCAGCAACAGCAGGCGGCCCGCAGCAGCAGCAGCAGCAGCAGCAGGACGGAGCAUUCGCUGCUGAGAGCGGCAAUUCGAGAGCCAUGCUGCGCGCUGCUCAAGGUCGCCUCGUUCCAGACCGAGAUCAAGAGGAACACGAAGACGAAAACGACUUGUACAACCAUGAGGAUCCAGCGGUGGCAGCCGCUGCGCCAGCCAUCGACCGGCAGCGCAGAGCCGUGGAAAACGCGUUGGCGUUGCUAAACACGUACUGCGAAGCAUUGCUUCAUGCUCAGCCGACAAGUGUUCGCCAGGCCCAGUUCGACGAUCUCCUGCGCAACCAUUUCCCUCUGUCACUGCUUUUGAACUACCUCAACCCGGGAAAUCCAGAGUCGGUGUGGGAGCUGACUGUGCAAGUGCUUAAAAAGGUUUUUGUUGGAUGGGCGCCAGAUGCGGAGACUGCAGCUUGGGUCAAGCCGUUUGUCAUUCAAGGUUUCCACCAUCCUUACGUCGGAGUCCGCACUCUGAGUAUUUUGCAGCUGUCCAGAAUUGCGCGCGUUCAUUCAAACUUUUUGGACGACGAGCUCAUCACCCUCACUAUGGGGCUUCUUGCCGAUCCUUUGCUGCCGGUUGCUCAGCAAGCAACUGCCAUGCUGCUUGAUGCACUUGGCCAUGAGCAAUCUGGUGGUCCUCUACUUUCUCCUCGGUUUCAACAAACCUUGCUUGCAUUAUUUGCCAAAGACGCUGUCGUCAAGAUGCGUUGCUAUGAAGCCAUCAUGCAAGCAGGUCUGCAAUCAGAGCAAACAGCGCUCAGCCCGGCAUUGCAGCCUUUCACCGACGCACUCGUUCGUGACCUGACGCAGUCGUCGGAUAUUCUCUUGCAAGUCAACCUAGUUGAACUAGCUGGCGAGUUGUUGAUCACUCCUGCCGGCAACCGACUUGCCGAGAAGCUCUACAUUCACCGACACAUUAUUGCGCUUUUGCAAAAAAGCAGCGAAGAUCCUUUCCUGUCUUUCCUUGUACCGUCGGGACUCAAGUAUCUCGCCAAGGUGGCCGCAGUUCCCUCGCUGGACUUUCCCAAGUUCCUCGACGAACACCCCCAGAUUUUCCCCUUGCUUUUCCAGUUCAUGACCGGCACCGACAUGGUCAGCAAGCAAGCUGCCAUUGAUACCCUGGGAUGCAUUGGAUCGACGAGUUCCGGCUUUGAACUGAUUCGUCGCGCUGAUUCGACUGCCGAGGGCCGGAGCUUGCUCAAAGCAGCGUUCGGCGACCUUCUCACCCCGUCCCCGGACUUGCACAAUUGCGUGAUGAAUGCUUUUGCUUCUGUUAUUCUUGGCGGCGAGCGCGUGCUGAAAACUGGCGGUCUUUCCCACGACCAGAUGCGAGCGCAAUCUGCCUUGUUGAGCCGUUUGUUCAAGGCACUGCCAGGCGUUCCGUCUCUGUCAGCCACGAAAGCGAUUUUUGAUUACGCUCGUCAGCCAUUCCAAGAUGUUCGAUUCGCCGCGUUCAACGUCCUCUACGCAAUCGCUGCGCAUUCUUGGGGUCAACAGGAAUUGGCAACUUGUCCUGGUCUGCUUGAGCACUUGCUCAACCGUGCCACUGAAACAAGCAAAGAAGGCUCAGAGUGGAAGUUUAACAUCAUCCAGCGACUCGCACGGCCGGUUGUUAUUCCUGGAGACCCGUUCAGCGCAACCACCUUGUUUGGCGGCGCCGUCUACCAACGAAUUCACGACUACAUUGCGCAAGGGCCGUUCGCGGCUCAAGGCACAAUGGCUGUAUCUACUCUUGAAGCGUAAUUUUUGUGUCAUUUGUUGCAAUGGAAGAACAACAAAAAGGAUUCAUUCGACA